Molecule: messenger RNA, 1428 nt
Organism: Dothidotthia symphoricarpi CBS 119687
Lineage: Eukaryota; Fungi; Ascomycota; Dothideomycetes; Pleosporales; Dothidotthiaceae
Product: thiamine diphosphate-binding protein
Exons: 4
Coding region: 37-1428 (463 amino acids)
Biological process (GO): branched-chain amino acid catabolic process
Molecular function (GO): oxidoreductase activity, acting on the aldehyde or oxo group of donors, disulfide as acceptor
Source: RefSeq, a predicted model, not a curated record
CCGCCCGCACUUAGCGAUGGGCCUGGUAUUGCUAAAAUGUCUUUUCGCUAUGCGUCGCGGAGACUACGGUCUCAGGGGCUUUUGAAGGCGUCGUCGAGACUGAAUGGCUGUGCGAGGGUGACGCCUGUAUGGCAGAUAUGCCGAGGCGUUGCGUCGACGCCGACUGCUGAGAAAGUUCUCUUCCCUGGCGCGUUGAACAGCGAGUUCACCGACACACUCGACUUCCUGCAGCCGGCGACCAAUAAGGCCAUCUCUACGUACCGCGUCAUGAACCAGUAUGGGGAGAUACUGGACAAAGAGAUUGGCGUCGACACUACCGAUGAAGAGGCGCUGGCCUUGUACAAAAACAUGGUCAAAUUGAGCAUCAUGGACCUCCUCAUGUUCGAGGCCCAGCGACAGGGACGACUGAGCUUCUACAUGGUCUCCGCCGGCGAAGAAGGCAUAUCCAUCGGCUCCGCCAGCGCCCUCUCCCCCGCCGACGUGAUCUUCUGCCAAUACCGCGAAUGCGGCGUCUACAUGCAACGCGGCUUCACACUAGACGACUUCAUGAACCAGCUCUUCGCGAACGCCAAAGACAACGGCCUAGGCCGCAACAUGCCCGUACACUACGGCAGCAGAGAGCUAAACAUCCACACCAUCUCCUCCACACUCGCGACGCAAAUCCCCCACGCCGCGGGAGCCGCCUACGCCCUCAAACUGCAAAACAUGCAGAACCCCGCCGUCGAGCCCCGCAUCGCAGUCUGCUUCUUCGGCGAAGGCGCAGCCAGCGAGGGCGACUUCCACGCCGCCCUCAACAUCGCCGCCACCCGCCAAGUCCCCGCCAUCUUCAUCUGCCGCAACAACGGCUACGCCAUCUCGACACCCACAAGCGACCAAUACCGCGGCGACGGCAUCGCGAGUCGCGGCGCGGGCUAUGGAAUCGCCACCCUGCGCGUCGACGGAAACGACAUCUUCGCCGUCCGUCGCGCUAUUAAAUCCGCGCGCUCCCUCGCCCUACAGGAUGGCGGCCGUCCCCUCCUCAUAGAAAUGAUGGCCUACCGCGUCGGCCACCAUAGCACCUCGGACGACUCGUUCGCAUACCGCCAGCGCGUCGAAGUAGAGGACUGGAAACGCCGCGAUAAUCCCAUCACACGGCUGCGCAAGUACCUCGAACUCAACCACUUGUGGGACGACGCUAAAGACAAGGCGUUACGCAGUGCGCUGCGCAAGGAAGUGCUAAGCGCGUUUGAGCGCGCGGAGAAAGUGGGGAAACCUAGUCUAAAGAAUGCGUUUGAGGGCGUUUGGGCGGAGGUUACGGAGGAGCAGCGGGCGCAUAUAAGUGAGUUGAGGGAUAUAAUUGAGCGGUAUCCUGAGGAGUAUGAUGUUGGGGGGUUUGAGGGCGGGGUGGGGGGGCUGGAUGAGCUGUUGAAGGGGAAGGAGGGUUCAUAG